Messenger RNA from Asterias rubens (European starfish), 2824 nucleotides. RefSeq names its product wiskott-Aldrich syndrome protein family member 3-like. Gene Ontology annotation, biological process: positive regulation of Arp2/3 complex-mediated actin nucleation; actin cytoskeleton organization. Gene Ontology annotation, molecular function: actin binding; Arp2/3 complex binding; protein kinase A regulatory subunit binding. The transcript is spliced from 6 exons. The coding region runs from base 381 to 2003 and encodes 540 amino acids. Lineage: Eukaryota; Metazoa; Echinodermata; Asteroidea; Forcipulatida; Asteriidae. Gene Ontology annotation, cellular component: cytoskeleton; SCAR complex. The record is from RefSeq and is a predicted model, not a curated record.
CAUAGUAUAUAAACCUACAGCCGUGCUAUACUAUCCUCCUCCAAUACAUCGCAUCCUAGCCUAAUGAUAAUAAUGAUUAUCCGCAUGUGAAUUGAAGAACUAUUUGAUAACAAAAACACCGUCCUUCCUCGAUGUUCUUCCGGCUUAAAACAAUCACAAAAUCUGCGAGGAGUAGAAAACAGGGAAUUUUACUUCCGGGAUUAGGGUGGUGUCGCGUCUUUGUGACGGCGCAAAUCUUCUCAUGCGAGCGCUGGUGCUGUGAGGAAGACCGCUUGUAGUCGUCUGGGGGAGUUCGGAGCGAUUGAACAAGGAAAUACUAUAUAUCUGGUUCAACAUUGGAGGAGAAACACGGGUUUUGGGGAGUGAACAAACAGAUAACCAUGGCAACCAUCAUGAGACAAAGCAGUGCGGAUCAGUUCGCCUGCCUAAGGAAAACACCACGGGAGCACACUCGAAGUCUGAAACCAGUCACCAUGCCAUUGGUCAAACGAGAAAUUGAGCCGGUCAACUUGAGCCGAGGGGUGAUCUCACAGGGCAUCUCCAACGAGCUAGAGUGCGUCACCAACACCACGCUCGCCGGUAUCAUCCGGCAGCUGAGUAACCUGAGCAAGCAUGCCGAGGACAUCUUCGGCGACCUCUACAACGAGGCCAACUCGUUGUGUCGGAGGUCAAACUCACUCCAGGAUCGGAUUGAUAGACUGUCGGUCAAGGUCAAGCAGCUGGAUGCGACGAGAGACGAUGUCUCAUUGCAAGACAUCCAGAUGCGUAAAGCCUUCAAAAGCUCCACACUAUUGGACCAAGAGGUGGUGGCCAAUUACACAAUGCCCUCGGCAAUGCGGGAAACCUACAUGCGCUGUGACAAACCGCCCAAGCUCAACCUCCUAACCCCUUACAGGGAAGACGGUAAGGAAGCCUUAAAGUUCUACACUGACCCGAAGUACUUCUUCCAGCUUUGGUGCGAAGAGAUGCAGAAGAAUAUCACGGAUAUCAGAGAAAAAAAGAACAGGAAAAAGAAGCGACACGCAAAGUCAAAACAACAGGACAAGCCAAGUCGCAUCAAAACGUCAAAACAGAAAUGGCAGGCGAUGGCACAGGGUCAAGAGUUCAUGGAGGAGGCCACGCCCACGCCGACGCCCACCUCGGAAACGAAGGGUUCAAACCAAAACAUUAAUGAGUAUCAGCAGCCGCAGCAGGCACCGGUUCAACAGCCGUACCAUCAACCUCUUGCCACGAAAGAGAGUAUGUCAAGAUCCUCAUCGGAAGGAUUCGACGAAGGGGGCUCAUAUGACAGCGGUCAUCGAGCAUCGCACCGCCCCACAAAUCGACCGCCCCCGCCCCCGUCGAACCUCCCAACACCUAACCAUGAGCAGCCGCCGAUGUCAAACGGUUCGGCCAGCACUCCGAAGCGACCUGCACCAGCCGUACCCCCCCAGGCAUUCAACCACCAGGCGCCGCCUGCGAAGGACCACAACAGACCCCAACAUAUCCCCGUCAACCAGACCAUUUUGCCCCCCAGUCAUCUCGGGGACAUGCCCAUCAUGAACAACGACGCCAAUCAUGUGCUGCCCCCGCCCGCCCCUCCCGCUGCACCCACUACAAACGCAAACAUUCCCCCGCCCCCGCCCCCACCACCACCCCCUCCCGUCGGGGUAACGGGCGGCAAAUCCAUACCCCCUCCACCCCCGAUGCCUGCCCCCGCACCUUCUCCUCCACAUGGUGGGGAUAUACCAGAGUCAUCUAGUCCUGGCAGCUUGGCGUCUCCGAAUCGAGCAUCAAUGCGACCAAAGGCUCCACAAGUUAAUAACGAAAGAAAUAACCUCCUGACGGCCAUACAGCAAGGUAUCAAUCUCCGUAAAACUGAGAUACAGGAGGAGAAGGACAAGUACCAGACACCGGCGACGAAUUCCGUGGAGGCGAUCUUGGCACGCCGCAUCGCCGUGGAGCUGAGCGACACCGACUCGGACGGCAGCGAAGAUGAUGAUGACGACGAGGACUGGGACUAAGCCAUUCAGGGAGUAGGGGUGUUACUACAUUCAUAGGGGGUGGGGGGAGGGGUGCACUCCCUUCACGGAGUGCUUCUUUCACGGAUCCGCGCUUCUUUAGAAAUCCGUUGUUAAUAAUACAAAAUCAUAAUAAUACCGUUUACAAAGCGUUUUUUUUUUCUAAGGUUAUAAAGCGCUCAGAGAAUGACAUUAAACGAGUAUGUUUUCAGUGACCUUUUGAACAUAGUAACGGAGCUAGAACUUUAAAUGGAGUGUGGAAUGGAAUUCUACAUCCUAGGAGCUGCAACUGAAAGUGCUCUGAAAUGUUUUCAAGUGUUUCAAAAUAAGUCUGCGUAAAAAAAAAAUCACACUGUAUGAAAAAAACAGCAACGUGAAAAGCAAUCGGAAAAGGCCAUAUUACGGGCAACCAGUUCCAGGACAUCUCCAAGAAGAAAAGCCAUUCAUAAACUCCAACGCGUUCAAAAUUCAGCAGCCAGACUCAUCACUAGAACCCGAUCACUUGAACCCAUCACUCCGAUCCUUCGCAAUCUCCACUGGCUACCAGUUAAAUCACGGAUAGUUUUCAAACUCCUAACACUCACCUACAUAUGCAAAAACGGAUCAGCACCAGACUAUCUCCAGGGUUUAAUUCAACACUAUCACCCUCCGCGAGAACUUCGUUCCAGUUCAAAAGGUCUUCUCAUAGCAGCUCCAGUUCACACGAAGUUCUACGGUCAACGUUCCUUCCAAUAUGCUUCACCUAGACUAUGGAACUCUCUUCCCAACAAUCUCAAAGACUGUGCCACACUAGAACAAUUUAAAUCACGACUUAAAACCCAUCU